AUGGCUCGCCUGCUGCAAUUCAUUGCGCUGACCGUAGCCACUGCAGUGAGUCUGUCGCAGUACGCCACCAACGAUCAUUCUACAUGGGGCACUUUGCCAUCCCCAGACUUCCCCAAAUAUCUCAUAGAUGGGCCUUUGGAAGAUGGAAUACCUUGGGGCAAGGCAGAUCCCUCUGGAGACGCGCCUCUCACAGGAGCGACGCGCCACUACAAUUUCGUCGUCACGCGUGAAUUCAAGUCCCCCGACGGCUUCAACAAGAGUGUAAUCUUGAUCAAUGACCAGUUUCCUGGUCCGGUGAUUGAAGCCAAUUGGGGAGACAUGAUUGAGGUGACUGUAGUCAACAAUAUUGAUAGUCCAGACGAAGGUAUCACAUUGCACUGGCAUGGUGUGACCCAGAGAAAGACCCCAUGGUAUGAUGGCGUUCCUGGUGUCUCCCAAUGCCCUAUCGCCCCCCGUGGCGGUAGAUUUAAAUAUACCUUCCAAGCAGAUCAGUAUGGCACUGGUUGGUACCAUUCGCAUUACAGUGCCCAAUAUGAUGACGGGCUCUACGGUCCAAUGGUCAUCUAUGGCCCGCUCCAGCCGGAAAUUAGUUACGAAUAUGAUUUGGGGCCAGUCAUGAUCUCCGACUACUUUCAUAUGAGCUACUACAAGGCAAUGGAGUUGACAUUGGGGAAGCCACCGCAGCCAUUGAAUGUCGACAACAAUUUGAUCAACGGCAAAGCCAGUUAUAACUACAAUCCCCCCAAAACGGAUAGUGACUCUCAUGAUGGAGUAGGACCUGCUAAAUUUAAAUUUCAUUCAGGAAAGCUUCAUCGACUGCGACUUAUAAACAGUGGAUCACUUCUAAACCAGAAGUUCAGCAUCGAUAAUCAUGAAGUGACAGUCAUUGCAAACGAUUAUAUUCCGGUCAAGCCAUACAAAACAAAAGUGGUCACCCUGGGUCCUGGUCAACGAACAGAUAUCAUCGUCAAUGCCACAGGCUUUCCCACUGAUGCCGUAUGGAUGCGAUCCGAUAUAGACUUGGGUUGUAUCGAGACGACGGCCAAUGUUCGUACUGCACUUGCAGCUAUCUACUAUGAAUCGGCGGACACUACUUCUACUCCCCGCACUACAGGCACCACAUGGGAAAGCAAUAACUGUCUCAAUGACCCGCUGAACCAGACAGUCCCUUAUUACCCAUUAAGACCUCCUCAGCCCGCGACCGUUCAGACUGUUACCGUAACUGUUGGCUACAACGCCACUGGAUUUAUACUCCUGUUCAUGAACAAUUCAUCCUUCCGCGCAGAUUACAACAACCCUAUACUGCUCGAUGUCAAAGCCGGAAAUUUCUCAUUCCCUACAGAAGGAAAUGUCUAUAACUUUGGUAGUAACUCUAGUGUGCGGUUAAUUCUGAAUAACACUUAUUCCAACCCGCAUCCUAUGCACUUACACGGUCAUAACUUCUGGGUACUGGCAGAGGGAUUAGGGACGUGGGAUGGCAAAAUCACGAACCCGUCUAACCCCCUGCGUCGUGACACACAUAAUUUGCAGCCGGGAACACCUGAACAGCCAUCAUACGUGGUUCUCGAAUGGACGCAAGAUAAUCCGGGAGUUUGGCCGUUCCAUUGUCAUAUGUCUAUCCACUCUAGCACGGGAAUGGUGUUCUUAGCCAUGGAGCAACCGGAACUGAUAGAAAAAGAUACGCAAAUUCCUAUGGUCAUGGCGCAGACGUGUCGAGAUUGGGACCGUUUUAGCAGUACGUCGUUUGUCGAUCAGAUUGACUCUGGUGUAUAA
Molecule: messenger RNA, 1773 nt
Organism: Talaromyces proteolyticus
Lineage: Eukaryota; Fungi; Ascomycota; Eurotiomycetes; Eurotiales; Trichocomaceae
Product: multicopper oxidase
Exons: 4
Coding region: 1-1773 (590 amino acids)
Molecular function (GO): oxidoreductase activity; copper ion binding
Source: RefSeq, a predicted model, not a curated record